AUGUCUGCUGAUGAACUAGGAUCCCACUCCCUUAUCGAGUCAAAAAAUGUCUCAUCGGACAUGAUGGUUAUUCAAGCUAGCUCUACAACAUCAACUGAAGAGGCAGCUGGUCAGCCAAGUUUCGCCAGCGAUGAACCUUGUAUAGUUCAACUGGAGUCGAACGAAGAGCAUCUUUCUUCAAACGAAGAUCAUCCCAUUGUUAAACUUGAAGACCAGUGUCCCAAAACAGAAAUCAGUCUCAGCACGUCUAACGAUGAAGUCUCGCGUGCUUUACUGCAAAGAAAACAGCCCCUCAUGGAGCUUGUCAGUUCAGAGGAAGGCUAUGUUCGACGUUUGAAGCUAGUGAAGGACUUCUACAUACCUGCAGUUUCUGCUCCUAGUACAGCUCCCUCAGGUGUUGAUAACAAUCCCUCAGGCACAGUAGGUCCAAUAACUCACAGUGAUUCGCAGAACCCACCACCAGUUGCUCCAGAGGAUCUAGCUGCAAGGUGGAGAAUUGUCUGGGGGAACUGGAUUCAAUUGUAUGAAUGGCAUUCAGCAUUUCUUGAGAAGCUUGUCAGUCUUGUGGACAGUGAUCCGGAUCGCAUACCAAAGCUUUUCAUUGAUUCACGUGCUCGCUUAAGAUCUAUAUACUCAAAAUAUUGUGAAAACCAUCGUAAGGCAGCUUUAAUAGCAGAACAAUAUCGGGAUUUCUUCGAGGAGUUGCGCAUAUAUAUUGGUGACAAGGAGGAUGUUGUUUCACACCUAAUGCAACCCGUGCAGCGCAUAAUGCGUUAUCAACUUCCAAUCGCUGAAAUUCUGAAGUACACUCAGCGCGCUUGUUCUCCUGACCUUAUGCUAUGGAAAAAGACUCUUGAGAUCAUGAAAGAGAUUCCUAAGGAUACACAGCUAAUUCUGGAGGCUGCACGAAUAGAUGGGUUUCCUGGUGUAAUUACUGCUUUGGGUAACAUUCUGUUGCGUAGUGAUCUGCUUGUGGCAACAACUACUCGUGAACAGUUGUUAGAGAUGGUCGGUGCUUAUAAGAUGUCCCUCCAGAAUUCGGCUAGUGGUACAGCUCCUGAAACUAGUACUGCACCAAACAAAAUCCCUCCUCACUCUGGACGGUCAGGAGUGAAUUCAAGCAUAUCAUCUUCUAUAGAUACUUCGAAUAUACCAAAUUCAUCAUCUGUCACAGCAAACAAUUUAGCGUUGCAAUCUCCCGUUGAAGCCCAAAGCUCGACUACUUUUGAAGGAAGUGGACUUUUCACAGGGAAUUUUAAGUUUGUAGAAUGUCGUUUAUUUUUAUUCGAACAAAUGUUACUGGUAACAGAGGAAGUCAAGCCAAAACGACGCGUGACCACUAGCGAUGCUUUUGCCCAGUCUACCUAUCAGUUCAAAGCAGCAAUAAAUGUCAAUAAGAUGCGUUACGAAUCUCACUGGUACAACUGUUGUCUUUCAAGUGGUCAUGUGAAUUCAGAUGCAGCCACUGUUGAUCAUCUGCUGUGUGGCGCUUAUUCUCCCGAUGAUCUGCGAUUUGCAAUUUUAGAUCAAACACCUGGAAAAGAUAUUGUCUAUGUAAUUGAUCCUGUUACAUGUUCGAAUAGAGAAGCCUGGGUUGUACAGUUGCGUGAUAUACAGCAUAUGCAACAUGAAUUUUUACUUGCACUUCAAGAUCCAAGAAGAUUUAACACUGGUGCUCGUGAUGAAGGAUGGGCCAAAGAUGCAUUACCGCACGACCCUGUAUCAGCGCUUAACGCCGACCAAUCUGUCCGAACAGAUGCUCAAUUAUCUAUCUCAGCAUCAUCGACGAAUAGCCAAGUGAAUCAACAAAGACAACGGAAGUGGCCAAGCUUCACAAUGAAACGUCCAGUUCGACUCGGGUCGAAUUCAUCUACUGUAAAUACUAAAGAAACGCCAGUUGGUGGUGGUGGUAAGCCUAUUCCACGUCCAAAUAUUGUCACAAAAUCAGAAUCACAGGAUCGGCCGAAUUGUCUUGCUCGCUCCUUGUCUGCUGAACGUCAACCAUCAAAUCGAGAUAAACUUGUUGACGCUAAAUUCACUACCUGUGAUGAACGAACUAAUGAUGAUGGCGUCUGUGAAGCAUCAGUUUAUCGGAAAUCUUCUCAAAGUGCAAACAGCUCUAUAAAGUUGACCAACCAGUCUCUUAUCCCCAAGCUGUCAGAAACAACUGCCUCAUCGAGUGAAAUAAGUCAGCAUUCAAAAGGUGGCUUAUUGAAAAAACGAAAUGCUUUUGUCAAUUUCUUUAGUCGUGGUAAACCAAAACAAAGAAGUAAGCAUCAAAGUCAGCAUCAGUUAACUGUACCAUCAGGUUUACAGUCUGGAUCAGAGGAACAUGAGACUGCUGUUGGCGAUUGUUCCUAUCCAACUGUUGAUGAUCGUAUUUGUGAGACAGACAUGAAUUUAGGCGACAGUGUUGGUGUUGGUGGUGCUAGCAUAUCAACUGAUGCACACGAUGUAAAAUCUCAUCCUGUAGAAUAUACAACAGAAUGA
Molecule: messenger RNA, 2490 nt
Organism: Trichobilharzia szidati
Lineage: Eukaryota; Metazoa; Platyhelminthes; Trematoda; Strigeidida; Schistosomatidae
Source: the annotation of a GenBank genome assembly